AUGCUAGAAGUGAAGUGGGCGCGGGGCCGGAGGAGGGCCAGCGGGCGGGGUGCGGCGGGGAAGCGGGCACGGGCUGCGAGGGGCUGCCCCGGGGGCGGGAGGCGGCCCCGCCCGGGCCGUGGGGCAGCCCAGGAAAGCGGCGGGCGGCGGGCGGCGCGGGCAGAGCGCAGCGGCUGCGGCGGCAGGGAUGGGGAUGCUCAGCCUGCCCGGCUUUCUGUCCUGCGGGAAGAAGAAGGGAUCAGCUGGACUGGCAGCGCAACUAGCUGUGCCCAUCCUGUCUGGGUGAUCAGCCACACCAAGGACUUCAGUUUUGGAAAUGAAAAAGAUGCCCACGAGAGCGAUGAGAACUUGGAGCGUGGCAACUGGUCAAACAAGGGCGACUACCUGCUGUCCUUGGUGGGCUAUGCCGUGGGCCUGGGCAACGUCUGGCGCUUUCCCUACCUCACCUACCAGAAUGGAGGAGGUGCUUUUCUAAUCCCCUACACCCUCAUGUUGGCGUUAGCUGGCUUGCCCUUAUUUUUCAUGGAAUGUUCCCUUGGGCAGUUUGCCAGUCUAGGGCCAGUUUCCGUCUGGAGAAUGCUACCAUUGUUUCAAGGAGUGGGCAUCACAAUGGUCGUCAUCUCAACAUUUGUGACUAUUUACUACAACGUUAUCAUUGCUUAUGCACUCUACUACUUAUUUGCCUCAUUUCAAAAAGUGCUGCCAUGGUCAGACUGCUUCUCCUGGGCAGAUGAAUUAUGCAGCAAGACACAAAUAGUAAAUGACUGCAACACAACCUUGAAUGGGGAAAUAAUUCGUGCAAACUACUCAUUCAUCGCGGGCAACAAUCUCACGUGUAUAAAUGGCACCAUAAACUACAAACCAGUGCAAUUUCCCAGUGAGCAAUACUGGAACAAAGUGACUCUGCAGCGCUCGAGUGGGCUGGACGAGACCGGCAAGAUCGUCUGGUACCUGGCUCUCUGCCUCCUCCUGUCCUGGAUGAUUGUUGGAGCUGCCCUGUUUAAAGGAAUCAAAUCUUCUGGAAAGGUUGUCUACUUUACUGCGCUCUUCCCAUAUGUCAUCCUGCUCAUCCUGUUGGUGCGAGGGGCCACCCUGGAAGGUGCUUUGGAUGGCAUUGAGUACUACAUUGGGAGACAGUCCAACAUCACCAAGCUGAUGGAGGCAGAGGUUUGGAAAGAUGCAGCCACUCAGAUAUUUUACUCCCUGUCCGUGGCGUGGGGCGGGCUUGUUGCUUUGUCUUCAUACAACAAGUUCCACAACAACUGCUACUCAGAUGCCAUUCUAGUUUGUGUGACCAACUGUGCCACCAGUGUAUUUGCUGGGUUUGCAAUAUUCUCCAUCCUGGGACAUAUGGCAUUUGUGUCUCAGAGGCCUGUCUCAGAGGUGGUGGACUCAGGGUUUGAACUGGCCUUUGUAGCUUACCCAGAGGCUCUCUCCCAGCUACCAGCUUCUCCUCUGUGGUCCUUCUUGUUUUUCUUCAUGCUUGUGCUUUUGGGCCUUGACUCCCAGUUUGCCACCAUAGAAACACUUACAACCACCAUUCAAGAUAUAAAUCCCAGAGUGAUGAAAAAAUUAAGAGUACCUGUAACCCUGGGUCUGUGUGCAGCAUUCUUUUUUCUUGGGCUUAUCUGUGUUACUCAGGCAGGAAUUUACUGGGUUAACCUAAUAGAUCACUUCUGUGCUGGAUGGGGAAUCCUUAUUUCAGCUGUCCUGGAGAUAGUAGGCAUUGUCUACAUUUACGGAGGAAAAAGAUUCAUUGAAGACAUUGAAAUGAUGAUUGGAAAGAAGAGCAGUUUAUUCUGGCUGUGGUGGAAAAUGUGCUGGUUUUUCAUCACUCCUGUGCUGUUAAUGGCUAUUUUGAUCUGGUCUUUGAUCACAUUUUCAAACCCCACUUAUGGCUCAGUGUUAUACCCAACCUGGGGAAGUGCUGUUGGCUGGUGCAUGAUCAUCUUCUGUGUCAUCUGGAUUCCCAUUGUUGCUAUUGUAAAAAUACUUAAAGCUGAAGGAAACCUUGUUCAGCGCAUUGUCAGCUGCUGCCAGCCUGCAGCAAACUGGGGCCCCUACCUGGAGCGUCACCGGGGAGAGCGAUACAGCCACAUCGUGGAUCCCAAGACGACAAAGGAGCACGAGAUUCCCACUGUGUCUGCCAUCAUAUACAAGCGAUAUUGA
Molecule: messenger RNA, 2169 nt
Organism: Pyrgilauda ruficollis (rufous-necked snowfinch)
Lineage: Eukaryota; Metazoa; Chordata; Aves; Passeriformes; Passeridae
Gene: SLC6A14
Product: solute carrier family 6 member 14
Exons: 16
Coding region: 1-2169 (722 amino acids)
Biological process (GO): sodium ion transmembrane transport
Cellular component (GO): membrane
Molecular function (GO): L-proline transmembrane transporter activity
Source: RefSeq, a predicted model, not a curated record